Chanos chanos (milkfish) is the source of this 2876-nucleotide messenger RNA. It is a transcript of the gene snx9a, whose product is annotated as sorting nexin 9a. The transcript is spliced from 18 exons. Gene Ontology annotation, cellular component: plasma membrane; cytoplasmic vesicle. Gene Ontology annotation, biological process: endocytosis; mitotic cell cycle; cleavage furrow formation. NCBI's taxonomy places the organism in Eukaryota, Metazoa, Chordata, Actinopteri, Gonorynchiformes, Chanidae. The record is from RefSeq and is a predicted model, not a curated record. Bases 196 to 1878 code for a protein of 560 amino acids. Gene Ontology annotation, molecular function: protein binding; phosphatidylinositol binding.
GGUCUCCACUGUAGUGGACGGGACAUUACUUGUUUUCAGGAUUCCCUUUCGACAGGGAUCGGAUAUUAUGUCCAUGUUUUACCUAAUCAUUACUGAGUUCGGUUCAGUCGGCCGAAAUGUGAUGUAGUCCAUUUCAACGUCGUUAUACUAUUUUCGGUGCGUGUAAGAAAGCAUAUUCUAAUAAACACUACGACAAUGCCUAUCCUGGCUCAAGUCUUAUAUGAUUUCACUGCUGAACCAGGUAAUAAUGAACUGACAGUGAGAGAGGGAGAGACACUCACUGUCACCAAUCAGAACAUUGGAGGAGGUUGGGUGGAAACUCAGAACUCGAGAGGAGAAAGUGGGCUGGUGCCAGAGGACUAUAUACAGAUCCAGCACGCGUCAGCAUCUCAUUCGGCGGCGACAGGCGGCGCUGCCACCUCUGCGCCUAUUUUAUACGAGAACGCUGACGAGAUCGAGGGGGUGAAUGGAAAUGGGCAGUGGUCUGCGGCUGCGUGGCCGGCCAGUCAUGCGGCAGAGAGCUGGGACAGCACAGGGCAGAGGAGGUCACACUCCUUCUACGGUCAAAGCUCGGUCGAGGAUGAUGAGUGGGAUGAUGCGUCAGACGACGGGAAAUACUCCAGCAUUUACAGCUCCUCUCAGCCCGAAGACAGCAGCACUUUUCAGAGGAGCGGGGGACAUUACUCCACAAUGAAACUCUCUCGCAAUAAGUUUCCGUUCUCGAAAACGCCAAAUCCAGAGAUGUACCUGCUGUGCACGCUCCCGCCCAGAGGGAGAGACGUAAUAAAGAUAUACAUGGGAGAUGUUGGCCCAGUAUGGGCGUAUCCGCAGAACCAACUGGACUGUGUGGUUGCGGAUCCAAAAAAAGGUUCAAAAAUGUAUGGGCUGAAGAGUUAUAUCGAAUAUCAGGUCACACCAAACACCACAAACAGACCUGUCAAUCACAGAUACAAACACUUUGAUUGGCUGUAUGAAAGACUGCUGGAAAAGUUUGGCUCCGCCCUCCCCAUUCCUUGCUUGCCAGAUAAACAAGUCACAGGGCGCUUUGAGGAAGAGUUCAUUAAGAUGAGGAUGGAGCGUCUGCAGCUGUGGAUGACACGCAUGUGUCGUCACCCCGUUGUCUCCGGCAGCGAAGUCUUUCAGCUCUUCCUCAACUAUAGGGACGAAAAGGAGUGGAAAAUCGGCAAACGGAAAGCAGAGAAAGAUGAGGCAGUGGGAGUCAUGAUUUUCUCCUCCAUGGAGGCGGAGGCACCGGACCUGACUCCCGUGGAAGUAGAACAGAAAUGUGAAACAUACAGUCGCUUCACUAAAGCCAUGGACGACGGAGUGAAAGAACUUCUCCACGUGGGGCAUCUCCACUGGAAGAGGUGUACAGGACCGUUACAGAAAGAGUAUCAAAAGAUUGGUAAAGCAUUUCAGAACCUGGCGACAGUUUUCAACUCCAGCGGAUAUGAAGGUGAAGCGACCCUCACAGGGGCUCUGACGACAACGGGAAAAAUAUACGAGGAAAUCGCUGAGCUCGUGGCAGCACAGCCCAAGAAAGAUCUACAUUUCCUGAUUGAAACCAACAAUGAAUACAAAGGAUUGCUGGGGUGCUUUCCGGAGACCAUUGGGGUCCACAAGGCAGCCAUUGAGAAGGUUAAGGAGGCAAGCAAACUAUUGUUGGCCAAUAAGAUUUCAGAUCAGGACAAACACAAUAUGACCAAACAUCUCAGCACUAUGUCUUACGCACUGCAAGCGGAGAUGAACCAUUUCCAUACCAACCGUAUCUAUGACUACAACAGAACCAUGCAGUUCUACCUGGAGGAGCAGGUGAAAUUCUAUGAGCUGAUUGCAGAGAAGCUGAGGCAAGCCCACAGACAGUACAUCACACUCUGAGGAACUUGACCAAAAAGAACACACUGUUCGACACAAGACACGCAAAUUUCUCCCGGGCUGCAGAACUGUCACGUUCUGCUUCUGUCUGAGGUCACCGCAAACCCUCAUUUUCACAAGACCUGAGCACACGAGCACAGCAGCCCAUUAGCUAACCGCCGUUACCGCUACAGCAGCUAACGCGUGUCUUCGUCUUUUCCGAGAGAGCCAAUAAAAGCCAUCCUGAUAUUAAAAGAAGGAAAAUAAAUGUUGAGAUAUGCAGUGUUCACUGUGAAUUUUAGCCGGUCGAGUUUCAGGCCUGAUAUGAGACGUCCUUGACCCACUUCUUCUUUGUGGCAGAAAGCGUGUGUGAAAUAUCACCGUUUUAUCUGAUUUCUCCGCGCUCUUCAGACCCUCUGGGUUUUUUGUACUACUGAGAAAAUGUGCCGCGAGCCACCGUCCUGUCGAAAUCUUGUGAGGUAACGUGUGUUUACCUCACGGGUCAUGUAAACUUCAGGGGGUUUUAUCUCUAAGCGCGGAGGCAGCCUGUCGGUCCUGCUUUGAAUGCUUUUGAUGAAGCGCCAUACUGAGUGCGGUGUUCACAGACAGCGAAAUGCUCUGCUCCCAAUGCAUUCCUGCGUAUUACAGAACAGGAGCUCUUUUGAAGGCUCUUUCAUGGACCAGACAUCUCUCUCCUUUUUUCUAUCUUUCUGGAUCUCACAGACUCAAAGCUGAGCUUUGUUGCGACCAAAAGUGAAAACUUCUACGUUACCCGCGUUUCAGGUCUUCCCUAAACACUGUUAUGUCCUAUUGUCAAUAACCCCACAUAUUUAAAAUUGUAUUCUUAUUGAGACUAAUGCCUGCAGUUCUAGAUGGGUUUACAAAACCUUUCUUAAACUGUAAUUAAAAAUCUUGUAUAACUACAUAUUGCUGUCCAAAUGAUACACUAUGUAUUUAAUUUUCUUUUUCCGUUUUUUUCCCCCCAAAUCUUUAUGUAUAAUAAAUCUAUCUUUAUACAUCUC